AUGCAGGCCCAAGCAUCCGAGGCGCGAAAGCGUCAGCACUACGCUCGUCCGGGACACGUGUCCUUUGACGAACGCAGCUUUAAACUUACCACCUUAGCCGUGGAAAGCUUUGGCCGCCUUGGAGAGGAGGGUUACGAGUUCAUCGAUGAACUUGCGACACAUGCCGUGGGAGGAAGGGACGGAGGAACGAUGGCUCUGAAAGGAGUCUUCAAGGAACGACUUCUUCAGAUCGUUUCGGUGGCUACACAGGUGGCCAUAUCUCGGCGAGUGCAGAGGUACAAGCUCGCAUUGCGCGGGCGUCAAGACGCCGAAAACAGGCGAACAAGAUCGACCUCGGACCAGUCAACGCCAAUGAUAUGGGGAUGGAGUGUAGACGCAUCGUAGAACGCGUUUUCGUUUGAAGUUGGCGUCUUGUUUGAGAGUAGAUGUGACAGAUUUGCGUAGAAUAGGGUAAGAUGUUAUCAUGAACGGAGAUGAAAGGGCUUUUCCAACACGGAGAUGUAGCAUGGAUCAAAGCAUUUGUUGGAUUUCAGCUUUUACAAGAGGACAUCAACGCAGUAGUAUUUUUGCAAGCUUACGAACGCAUAUAGGAUACCAUCAGGAUUGUCAUUGGUUUUAUUUCAAGUUGAAGAGGAGAUAUUUUUACGAUGUAAAUGACAGUAGAAAUAAGUCCUACAUAUGUUGUUGUACUUCGUAUUGGUUUAAUAUUCAUGUAGAG
Molecule: messenger RNA, 718 nt
Organism: Ectocarpus sp. CCAP 1310/34
Lineage: Eukaryota; Phaeophyceae; Ectocarpales; Ectocarpaceae
Source: the annotation of a GenBank genome assembly